This is a messenger RNA of Exophiala aquamarina CBS 119918, 1020 nucleotides long. RefSeq lists its product as uncharacterized. The transcript has a single exon. Gene Ontology annotation, molecular function: arylformamidase activity. The coding region runs from base 1 to 1020 and encodes 339 amino acids. The record is from RefSeq and is a predicted model, not a curated record. Lineage: Eukaryota; Fungi; Ascomycota; Eurotiomycetes; Chaetothyriales; Herpotrichiellaceae.
AUGUCUGGAGCCGGGCCCCCCGUCCCCUUCAGCUCCCUCCCACUCAACAAAUCCCACUCAGCAACGCGGCUCAACGCAUGGGGCGCCUACGGGGCCGAGGACGAGGUAGGCUUCCUAAACCGCCAGACACCCGCGAUCGUCGCAGCCGCGGCGGCCAGCGAAAUCAAGUCCGGGGUCCGCGUACCGCUCGACGCACCGCUAGAUUUCCAAGGGCCCAAACCACUCUUCGGGCGGCAGAUCUUCAAAAAGGACGUGUACCAGAAGAAGCCCCGGAUCGUGCACGACGACACCUGGGCGUUCAACACGCAGAGCUCGACGCAGUGGGACGGGCUCCGCCACUUCGGGUACCAGAAGGCGCAACGCUUCUACAACGACACCACCGUCGAGGACAUCGCGGGCACGAGCGACAAGGGGAAAGGGAACCCGAAUGUCCUCGGCAUCCACAAGUCCGUCGAGCGCGGCGGCGUCAUGGGCCGCGGGAUACUGGUUGACUUCCGGCGCUGGAUCGAGGAAGGGCCCGGGAAGGACGUCGUCGGCGACAGCUUCAAGAGCUUCCACACCUCCGCGAUCAAAUUCGACUGGCUGCUGCAGACGCUCAGGUGGCAGAACAACACCACCCCGCGCUUCGGCGACAUACUGAUCGUGCGCUCCGGCUUCUUCAAGUCGUACUACGCCAUGCUGGAGUCCGAGCCCGCCGAGCUCGACCGCCUGACCAACCUCGCGCCUCCGGGGCUCGGCGGUGUCGAGCAGUCUGACGAAGUGCUCAACUGGAUCUGGGAUCAUUUCUCCGCCGUCGCGAGCGACCACCCCAGCUUCGAGAGAUGGCCGACCCCCUACGAGUGGAGCAUGCACGAGGUAUUGCUGGCGGGCUGGGGCUGUAACAUCGGGGAGUUGUUGGACUUGGAGAAGUUGAGUCAGGAGUGUAAGACCCAGGGUCGCUGGAGCUUCUUCGUCGCCAGUGUCCCAAAUUAUGUCCCUGGCGGGGUCGCGAGCCCGGUCAACGGUGUUGCGAUCUUUUAG